CUACUCCACCUACAACUUCAGGUUACAACCUCCCUACCAGUGUGAAUACUUGCCCAAUUCACAGAUACAGAUUGAGAAACAUUUAUCCAGAUCUCUUCAUAAGUCUGGUGCAUCGUUUGAUGGAAUUCUGUUGCAACAUGUUCAGUAUACUGUAAUCAAUAUACAUACAUGUAUAAUGUGUCUCAAUGAUGUUAGUUUAGUUCCUACUUGCAGAGGGUGCCGCGCCACAGGCUGAGGUGAGUCAGGCGUGACUGCAAAAAGCUGGAGCGAGUUUAGGCCAUGCGUUGACUGUCCGCAGUUGGUUGAGCGAACCUAUUGGUUUUGUAGAGCUUCACAUGCUGCCAUGGGUGUAGUCGCAAACCUGGUGAGCUGCACUUUCUAUUUUGAAUUAUUUUGCGACAAAUAUUUUGCCUUGGUUAGUUGGUGACUUACUUGCGUGCCUUUGUUGUGCAGACCAGAUUUGCGAACAUUGUUGUGUUCGCCAAUCAACUGAUAUACUGUACUAAAGUGCUCCAUGCAUCCAAUCGCCAAAGAGGGCCAAAGAGGGUCAUUUCAUUUACUGUGUAUAAAUUGGGCGAUUGGAUUGGAAGAUGUGGACAGCCUUUCCGAAAAACUGGCUGUUGCACAUGUCUUGAUGAUUUCACAUUGCAUCAUUUUCUAAAUGCCACCAUGAUGCCACUAUGGUUUAAUAUGGUUUCUGACUGUACUUGAUCUUGUCCCGGCAGGGUUGCGUGCAGCUCUGCAAUGCGUCUUCGUCCAAGCUUGAUAGCUCACUACACAUGAAAGGCAACAGACUUGCCAAAUCCGACCGAAAUGCACAAAUGAAAUUGAGACCAGGCAUGAAUGGCGCCAUGAAUGGUUUCGGUAGAAUUGUGUACGCUAGUGAAUUGCUCCGGGAGGAUCAAGUCUUUUGGGACAGAGACGAAGUUGUGAUUUGGCCAUGCAAACUCCGAGUGAUGAUGAAGAGGAGGCUGCGGGUUAGCAGGGAGGUGGCCGCCGCCCUAGAAGCAAGGCUGCAGACCUUGGACCAUUUGUCCACGGAGGAGGCUGCAAUGAUGCUGCAGCGGAUGGACCCAGCCCAAGCUUCACAGCUGGUGCUCUUGAUGGGAAGCAGCAAGCGCUCCGGCGUGCUUGAAGUGAUGCCAAAGGUCAGCGGUGCCACAAAAGCAUUGGCAGAUGUUAUCGAGAAGGAUAUACCUGUUGGCCCCGCUUGCAAGCACGUUCCUGUUGCCCCCAGCUCACUUGAGGGGAGUUUAUGGGUUUUCUAUACUUGUAUUAUGUCGUUCGUAGAAAGUAGCUGAUUCCACCAUAGAGGUUGUUUUUGAAAAGACUGCCGCGAGAGCAGCAGCUUCGAAAGCUUUUUACCUCUCUUUUUACCACCAAUGUGAAAUGCACUCCAUGCAUUGGUGAGUUUGCUUGUUUUGAUCAGGUUUGAUCUGUUUGCAUCUCGCCGC
Messenger RNA from Durusdinium trenchii, 1454 nucleotides. NCBI's taxonomy places the organism in Eukaryota, Dinophyceae, Suessiales, Symbiodiniaceae. The record is from the annotation of a GenBank genome assembly.